Messenger RNA from Chilo suppressalis (striped riceborer), 613 nucleotides. The record is from the annotation of a GenBank genome assembly. NCBI's taxonomy places the organism in Eukaryota, Metazoa, Arthropoda, Insecta, Lepidoptera, Crambidae.
UGCGGUUGCCUGUCUGUCUGUCAGAGAAACGCGGCUUUUUCUAGUUUUCUAUCUCAUAAAACUACACGAAGCCUAUUUCGUAUCUAUACAUCCAGACUGAAUAACUAAUAUAUUUCGCAGUCCUCAGUGAAGCGAGAAAUCGCCGAGAGGUUGAACUUAAAGUCGACACUCGGUAAUAGGACAAGCGUCAUGGCUGAAACUGAAGCAGCCGUAAAUCCAAAAGCGUACCCAUUGGCAGAUGCGCCUCUGACUGCUAAAAUUCUGAAUUUAGUGCAGCAAGCUUCCAACUAUAAACAGUUACGCAAAGGUGCCAAUGAAGCUACAAAGACCUUGAAUCGAGGUCUUUCCGAGUUCAUAAUCAUGGCAGCUGACACAGAACCAUUGGAAAUAGUUUUACACAUUCCAAUACUUUGCGAGGACAAAAAUGUGCCAUAUGUGUUUGUCAGAUCUAAGCAAGCAUUAGGCAGAGCAUGUGGUGUUUCUCGGCCAAUUAUUGCUUGUUCUAUUACAAUCAAUGAGGGCUCUCAACUUAAACCCCAGAUAGAAAGCAUUCAACAAGAAAUCGAAAGACUAUUAGUAUAAGUAUAGUUUUUAUUUUUAAAAUGUACUGUGG